AUGAAAGAGGCUCUUCGCAUUCUUGGACACGAACAAGUCCACCAUGCAUAUGAGCUUUACAGCCAUCCCGAGCAAUGUCGACAAUGGCUUGCUGCUUGGGAUGCAAAGGCAAAGGGCCUCGGUGAGACACUGGAUCGCCAUUACUGGGACAAGAUCCUAGCAGGAUACACCGCUGUGACGGAUAUGCCAGCUGUUUGUUUUGCAAAGGAGCUCAUUGACGCCUAUCCAGAAGCAAAGGUUGUCCUUGUUCAACGGGAUGAGAAAGCCUGGCUUCGCAGCUUCAAAACAGCGGUGAUAGAUACCUAUUUCGACAACUCACUCAUCACGGCUUCGAUAUCCCUCUUCGAUCGCGAGCUAAUGCGACCGCUCCAUUUCCUAUGGAGUCGCCUUUUGGCCUCAAAAGACGGCUUUUUAGAAGGCACGACAAAGGAGCAGGUAGAGGAAAAUGCUCUCAAGAUCUAUAGAAAGCACAAUGCCCUGGUUAUAUCUCACACUCCUACGAAGAACUUGCUUCUCUUCAACCUUAAAGACGGCUGGGAGCCUCUUUGUGCAUUUCUUGGCACAGAAAUACCGAAGGUUCCAUUUCCAAAUGUCAACGAGGGUGAUGCUGUCAAAGAUAUUGUUGCAGCCUUCACCAAAAAAAGCAUGAUUCGCGCGGCCCGAAAUCUUGCUAUCAUCUGUGUCAGCUGUGCGACAGCAUAUUAUCUGUGGGCUUGA
Molecule: messenger RNA, 717 nt
Organism: Penicillium manginii
Lineage: Eukaryota; Fungi; Ascomycota; Eurotiomycetes; Eurotiales; Aspergillaceae
Product: sulfotransferase family protein
Exons: 1
Coding region: 1-717 (238 amino acids)
Source: RefSeq, a predicted model, not a curated record